AUGAAUAACAGUACUUUAAACUUUACCACACUUGAAGCAAACACAAAUCACCUUUCGCUUUUGGACAGUGGUGAAAUAAGUCUCUCAUGCAUCAGCAUCCUGUUUGGUUUUCCUAUUCACUCCUAUGUUUUAUGGCUCAUCGUCAGAGGAGCAGAGAGUGGAGUUGCAUCAGAAUUCUUCAUCCUCAAUCUGUCUGUUUGUGAGAUUGGUAACAGCCUCAAUGCAUUGUUUAACCUCCUGAUAGAUUUCUUUUCACAAUUUACAUUAAUAGCAUAUUUUUUGCAAGGAUUUGCUGUCACUGGCCGUCCUCUGUUUCAGUGUCUGAUGUGUGUAGAGCGUUACCUGGCAGUGGUUCAUCCUGUAACCUUUCUGAAGUACAAACCUCUCAGAUAUAGAGUGAUCUGCUGCGCUGUGGCCUGGAUUAUCACUCUUGGAUCCUGUUUAUUCUGCAUGUUUACUUUCGAAUCUGGCUUGCUGUCAUAUAUUUGGUUCUUCUCAACGCAGUUUUUCCUCUUCAUCUUCAUCCAGUUGUUUUGUCUCGUGGCUGUUCUCAGAGCUCUGAAGCAGUCAGAACCGGGAGAGAGAAAGAGGAAGAAAGAGGAAAACCACAUGAAGAGAAGAGCGUUUUAUAUCAUUCUAAUAACAACAAUAAACAUUACUGUACUGUAUGUGCCAUUUAGUGUUACAGGAUUCUUUGUCAUUGUAACUCAACAGUAUACUUUUGAUGGUUGGUUUCCUGCUUCUGUCUGUUAUGCGCUAGCUGGUUUUGUGCAGCCUGUUCUUUAUUUACAACGAGCUGGAAAACUCUCAUGCCCCACCUUAGGACAAAUAUUGAAGUAA
This is a messenger RNA of Danio aesculapii, 840 nucleotides long. Its product is annotated as C-C chemokine receptor type 8-like. The record is from RefSeq and is a predicted model, not a curated record. Gene Ontology annotation, biological process: phospholipase C-activating G protein-coupled receptor signaling pathway; positive regulation of Rho protein signal transduction. Bases 1 to 840 code for a protein of 279 amino acids. NCBI's taxonomy places the organism in Eukaryota, Metazoa, Chordata, Actinopteri, Cypriniformes, Danionidae. The transcript has a single exon. Gene Ontology annotation, molecular function: G protein-coupled receptor activity. Gene Ontology annotation, cellular component: membrane.